This is a messenger RNA of Oncorhynchus masou masou (cherry salmon), 1848 nucleotides long. Its product is annotated as neuronal pentraxin-1-like. The record is from RefSeq and is a predicted model, not a curated record. Bases 1 to 1848 code for a protein of 615 amino acids. Lineage: Eukaryota; Metazoa; Chordata; Actinopteri; Salmoniformes; Salmonidae. The transcript is spliced from 6 exons.
AUGCCCGACAACGCCAUUCCACCCCUGAUGCUUUUGCCUAAAGUGAAAAUGCGUUGGAGUGGAGUACUCCCAGUUUUCAUCCUACCCUCUUUGCCUCUUUUUUCUCUACUCCUUUAUACUCUCAUAUCUUCCUCGGUGGCUGUUGUUAGUUUGCCGGGAUUAGACUAUGACUAUGGAGCCCAGCCAAAGUUUGUUUGUACCCCGAUUCCAGCGGAUGCAGACCCCAGCUGCUUCACACCAGGCGGGGCAGCACACGGACCUGCCCACGACAGACCCAGCAGUAAUGGGCAUCAUGGACCUGCAGCAGGGGCGCCCAAUGGUAACGGCAGGAGGUCGAUGGGAAUGGGGAUAGGAAUAUCAGACGAGGCCAAAUCCACCAUCCUGCACCUUCGCGAGAGCCUGGUGCGGCAAAAGGAGACCAUCUUAGACCAACGGGAGACGAUCAGGGAACUGACUGCCAAGCUGACCCUCUGUGAGGGCUUUGGCCGGGGAGUUGGUCAUCACGAUGACCAUCAUGACAAGCACCAUGGACCCCCGCGUCUCAACACCCAUCACCCGAGCUCGCACCACGCCUACCAUGAUGCUGACCACCACGGGGAUCCACACUACCCACUGAACAAUGGACAUCGAUCGGACCCACACCAUCGAGGGAAGGACAACGCUGGGAGCAAGCAUGGGGCCUUCUCCCCUGAGAAAACUAGGAAAACGCUACAGACACUCAAGGAGAGGCUGGAGAACUUGCAGGCCAGGAAUUCCUCCAGCUCCUAUUCAAGCUCACUGAGAGACCUCCUGCAACGCAAAAUCAAUGCACUUGAGAAGCAGCUCAACAAUCACUACGGUGGGCAUCAUGAUUAUGGUCACCAUGACGACCACCACGAUGACCACCAUGACGACCACCACGAUGACCAUCAUGACGACCACCACGAUGACCAACAUGGACCCGACCACCAUCAUGAUGAUCGACACGAUGACCACCACGAUGACCACCAUGACCACGAUGACCACCAUGAUGAUCUUCACGAUGACCACCAUGAUGACCACCGUGGAAACGGUCACAGUGAUGAUGGUCACCAUGGCAACGACGACCAUGGCCAUCAUCCUCGUCCAUCCUAUAACAGCAAGCCGCCGGCUCCAAGACCUCUUGGCCGUGGACACAACAAGCUUGAAACUGUGCUGAGCCACCUUAACCACAGGAACACUGACCCUGGUACCCGGAAAAAGCCAAAGAGUCCAGAUGCUUUCCAGAUUGGCUUCCCUAUGCGCACUAACUACAUAUAUGGAAAAAUAAAGAGGACCCUACUCAACGAAAUCUUCGCCCUCACUCUCUGCCUCUGGAUAAAAGGGGGAUCAGGGCCUGGCCUUGGCACUCCCUUCUCCUACUCUGUACCGGGACAGGCCAACGAACUGGUUCUGAUCGAAUGGGGCAACAACCCCAUGGAACUACUGGUCAACGACAAGGCAGUGACAUUGCCCAUGGCAAUGACGGAUGGGAAGUGGCAACAUCUGUGCGUGACAUGGUCGACACACGAUGGGCAUUGGGAGGCCUUCCAGGACGGUGUAAAAAGGGGAUCUGGAGAGAAUCUAUCUGCAUGGCAUCCCAUCAAGCCUGGUGGAGUCUUUAUUCUGGGCCAGGAACAGGACGCCCUAGGUGGCCGAUUUGACGCCACCCAGUCCUUCGUGGGCGAAAUGUCAGACCUCCAGUUGUGGUCCCGCGUUCUCACGCCCAAUGAAAUCUACAGCCAGGCUUCCUGUGGAGGUCAUAUGGCCGGUGACCUCAUCACCUGGACAGAGGCAGUGGUUGAGCUUCACGGUGGGGUCACCAAAUAUCCCUUCGACCCCUGCCACUAA